This is a messenger RNA of Arachis stenosperma, 1414 nucleotides long. RefSeq names its product LRR receptor-like serine/threonine-protein kinase FLS2. Gene Ontology annotation, molecular function: protein binding. The coding region runs from base 3 to 1289 and encodes 428 amino acids. The record is from RefSeq and is a predicted model, not a curated record. The transcript has a single exon. NCBI's taxonomy places the organism in Eukaryota, Viridiplantae, Streptophyta, Magnoliopsida, Fabales, Fabaceae.
AGAUGCAUCACUAUUUAUUCCUUGUCAUUACCAUCACCAAUCCUAUCACUGAAAUGGGUUGGUGUUUUCGUGUGAUUUCCCUAUUAUUAUUGUUGUUGGGAGCAGAAUCAAAGACUCAUUGGAGUGACACACAGUUUCUGAAGGAUUUCAAGAAUGGGAUUCACCCAAGUUCUGUGAACCCCGGUUCCUGCUUAAGUUCAUGGGACUUCACUCUCGACCCGUGCGAUAAUCUCUUCACUCAGAAAUUCACGUGCGGCUUCAGGUGCGACUCCAUCGACUCCGGCUUGAGCCGAGUCACCGAACUCGCUCUCGACCAGGCCAGUUACUCCGGUCCCCUCCCUCCAACUUGGAAUCUUCUUCCCUACCUCCAAACCCUCGAUCUCUCCAACAACUUCUUCUACGGCAACAUCCCCGGCUCCCUAUCCAACUUGACUCGCUUGCGCCGACUCGCCCUCUCUGCUAACUCCUUCUCCGGCGCCAUACCCUCCUCCAUUGGCUCACUCUCCACUCUCGAGGAGCUCUGUCUCGAUCACAACAACCUCACCGGAGCUAUCCCCGCCACCUUCAACGGCCUCAAGAACUUGAAGAGGCUGGAGCUUCAAUCCAACAAGCUCCAGGGUUGGGUUCCUCCAUACUUGGGUCCCCUGAACAACCUUAACUACCUGGACGCCAGCGACAAUUCCCUGAUCGGAGAAUUGCCAAUCUGGCUGCCGGCUUCCCUGGUUCAGAUUUCGAUGAGGAACAACAAGUUGAGCGGAGUACUAAAGCCAGAAGUGUUGAAAAACUUGAAGGACUUGCAGGUUUUGGAUUUGAGUUGGAACAAGCUGAGUGGGGCAGUUCCUUUUGCACUUUUCGAGCUACCAUCGCUGCAGCAAUUAACGCUGUCUUUCAACGAGUUUUCUUCCGUGGAAGGAAACUCCGCAGGAUUUGAGAAGAGCGGAUUGAUCGCGGUAGACAUAAGCAACAACAAGCUCAGGGGUAGUUUGCCAUGGUUCAUGGCGUGGAUGCCUCAGCUUUCGGCAUUGUCGCUGGAGAACAACAUGUUGAGUGGCAUGAUACCAAAGGAGUAUGCGAUGAAGGUGGUGUCCCCGCGAAAUGGGGAAUCAAGUUUUGGGAGGCUUCUGUUGGGUGGCAACUACUUGUACGGAGGGAUACCUCACCCUCUGUUGGGUCUUAAACCCGAUUCUGCAAAUGUCAGCCUUGCUAAUAACUGCUUCUAUAGGUGCCCUCGUACCUUCUUUUUCUGCCAAGGUGCUGCCCAGAAGCCCCCGCCACUGUGUCAUAAGUAAUCCAUCACUUCUGUUAAUUCAUUUUUUAUUUAAUUAUAAAUUCUCUUGUUCAAGUACUCUACUGUUGUAUGUUGAAUGUUGAUCACUAAUAACAAUUAUGAUGCAGUAGUCACGUUUAAUAUGCA